Molecule: messenger RNA, 339 nt
Organism: Closterium sp. Naga37s-1
Lineage: Eukaryota; Viridiplantae; Streptophyta; Zygnematophyceae; Desmidiales; Closteriaceae
Source: the annotation of a GenBank genome assembly
AUGAUUCUAUUUGACAUGACAAAUGUGAUUUCACCUACCAUGCUGAUCCCGUCUCUCUUCCAUUGCCCUCGCUCCCUGCCCAUGCUCCCUGCCCCGUCUCUCGCACAGCUGAUUGGAGUGGAGCCCAAGGAGAGCGCUGGUAUCUCAGGUGGAAAGCCAGGUCCCCACAAGAUCCAGGGCAUUGGACGCCUCAAAACGCAUUGGAGCGGGCUUCAUUCUGAGGGUUCUGGAUGUGAUCUUUUCCAGACGAAAGUCAUUCAGGUCAGCAGCGAUGACUCAGUGGAGAUGGCCAAGCAGCUUGCUGUGAAGGAAGGGCUGCUAGUAGGGGCUGGGCGGUGA